Molecule: messenger RNA, 939 nt
Organism: Aspergillus heteromorphus CBS 117.55
Lineage: Eukaryota; Fungi; Ascomycota; Eurotiomycetes; Eurotiales; Aspergillaceae
Product: Mob1/phocein family protein
Exons: 4
Coding region: 1-939 (312 amino acids)
Biological process (GO): positive regulation of protein phosphorylation; signal transduction; cell division
Cellular component (GO): nucleus; cytoplasm
Molecular function (GO): protein kinase activator activity
Source: RefSeq, a predicted model, not a curated record
AUGGCGACCUUCUUCCAGAGUGUUCGCCAAGGGUUUGGUAGAGGCAACAACAACAAGAAUAACAACAGCGGCAACAACCCCAAGAUGAACAGUGGAAGUCCCGCCCCGUCACCGGUGUCUCAGGGCCCUCCCACUGGCCAUGUGCCCAACUCCCCGUCCUUGACGUCGAGUCUCUCUGUGGAUACCACCUCCGCCUACGAUCCCGACGCCCCCAAGUACUUCUUCCAGGAGAAAUACGCCCCUUUGAACGUGAAGGGCAACUUCUUGACCUUGUGUGCCUGCCCGAAGAACGUGGAACUCGGAGAAUGGCUGGCCCAUCAGAUUGUCGAACAGUACCGCUUGCUUCAUGGCAUGCUCCAGGUCAUUCAGGAAGUCAAUAGUCUCACUGGGCUGCCGAUCUGCAACGAGAGCACCUGCCCCACCAUGUCUGCUGGUCGUCUGACCUACACCUGGCUCGUGGACGGUCGCGCCGCCAAGAUCUCCGCGCCCAAGUUCAUCAACCGUGUCGAGAAAUGGAUCGUCAGCAAGAUUCACGACCCGGUCAUGUUCCCGACAGAGAAGGUGGCUGGCAUGCCGGAAACCUUUGCGAUCAACGAGGCCGGAGGCCCCAGUGCGACCUCGGGAGAGGAGUGGAUCGGCAAGUCGAGCGGCUUCCCGCAGACGUUCUACAAGGACUGCCAGGGGAUCAUGAAACAGAUGUUCCGCUGCUACGCCCACUUGUACCACGCGCACUGGCUCAAUCCUUUCUGGCACAUCAACAAGCACGACAUCCUCAACAUGUGCUUCGUCCACUUCGUGACGGUGGCCAAGUACUACAAGCUCGUGUCCGACAAGGAGAUGGAGCCCAUGCAACCGCUCAUCGACCUGUUCAUCAAGCAGCAGCGGAUCCCUCCAGAGGCCCUCUCGGGCGGUCACUGGGGCCAGCAAGCCUCUAGCUGA